This is a messenger RNA of Closterium sp. Yama58-4, 2358 nucleotides long. The record is from the annotation of a GenBank genome assembly. NCBI's taxonomy places the organism in Eukaryota, Viridiplantae, Streptophyta, Zygnematophyceae, Desmidiales, Closteriaceae.
AUGUGGCAAAACCGCGGCGCCAAGGAUCAACCCAAGAGGGUUCCGUUCACCGCUACGAUUUCUGCGGAUUCUUUCGUCUCUCCUGACGGCACGGCGGAGCUUUCGGAAGCAGCGCAAGCGGCGACUGACGUCCCGGACGUUCUAAUGAUGGACAAGGAUUUCGGACAGCUGGACGCAGUCAAGGUGGCGCAGAGUCAGAACGAGGAGGCCAACAUGCAGCCUGCAAGGGACUCCAGCGAGAACCAGGAGGCAAAGGAGGAGCCGCGGCAGGCGGACGUGCAUUUCUACGUCCAGACAGCGUGGAGUGCGUUUCUGUCUGCUCUCGCGGCUGGUGACGUGGCAUCGGCCUCGUCUGUCCUGUUCGGUCCUGAAGCCACGACGCUCAUGGCUCCUGGUGCUGAAAGCGUGACUCUUGCAACUGAACAGGAGAAGACGAACCUGCUCAAAGAAUUCAAGGCGUCACACCAAUCGCUGUCCGUGAUGGUGGAUGAAGUAGAAGUGUUGCAAGAAGAAGGCUCUAAGUCGUUCGCCGCUCUUGCGCGAUCGAUGUACACCAUUGCUGACGCCCAAGGUGUGGAGGUUGAGCACGGAAAGAGGGUGGAGCUAUGGCGUCCAAGUGGUACUAACGGGGGAGGGUGGCAUCUUGUGUGGUCGAUGUGGAACGACAAUGGGCCAGUGCUUAGUAGGGAAGAGGCCAUGGCUGCUUACCAGAACGACAAAUUUGUCCAUCAAGAUGACCCAACGCGCAGGGUAGCGAGCCUCGAUUCACAUUUACGAAAUUCGUCUGCUAGUCUCUGUUGCCACCUGUGCCAAGUAGCCAUGGCGACCGUCACCAUCCCCGCCGCUAAGGCGUCGCUCGCGCCCGUCGCGCGCAGCGAGAACAAGUCGGCAGGCACCGCGAAGGUCGGGUUUGCUUCCUCUGGCCUUGCUGGAGCUCGCCUCACCACCACAGCGCCUCGUGCUUCCAAGAAGGCUACCACUAGCGCAAGACCCGCCGCUCCUCGCGCCGUGAUUGACUCCAGCGGCGCCAAGGAUGUCUGCAUGGACCCUGACGUCAGCCAGAGCGUUCUCGGUAUCAUUCUCGGCGGUGGUGCCGGCACUCGUCUCUACCCGCUCACCAAGAAGCGCGCCAAGCCCGCCGUGCCUCUGGGCGCCAACUACCGCCUGAUCGACAUCCCCGUUAGUAACUGCAUCAACAGCAACAUUGUGAAGAUCUACGUGAUGACGCAGUUCAACUCGGCGUCGCUCAACAGGCAUCUGUCGCGCGCGUACACGAGCAACAUGGGUGGUUACAAGACGCAGGGUUUCGUCGAAGUGCUCGCAGCGCAGCAGAGCCCAGAGAAUCCCAACUGGUUCCAGGGCACGGCGGACGCGGUGCGGCAGUAUCUGUGGCAGCUGGAGGAGCAGAACGUGCAGGAGUAUCUGAUCCUGGCGGGCGACCACCUGUACCGCAUGGACUACCAGCGCUUCAUCAAGUGCCACCGCGAGAACGACGCCGACAUCACCAUCGCCGCGCUGCCCAUGGACGAGAAGCGAGCCGAGGCCUUCGGGCUCAUGAAGAUCGACGACACGGGGCGCAUCGUCGAGUUCGCGGAGAAGCCCAAGGGGGAGGCUCUUAAGGCCAUGCAGGUGGACACCACCAUCCUGGGGCUGGACGCGGAGCGCGCCAAGGAGCUGCCGUACAUCGCGUCGAUGGGCAUCUACGUCAUAAGCAAGGACGCCAUGAUCCGCAUGCUCGCAGAGGAUUUCCCUGAUGCCAACGACUUCGGCUCGGAGGUCAUCCCCGGGGCCUGCGCCAAGGGCGCCAAGGUGCAAGCGUUCCUGUACGAUGGGUACUGGGAAGACAUCGGAACUAUCGAGGCUUUUUACAAUGCCAACCUCAGCACCACGCAGCCCGACUCGCCCUUCAGCUUCUACGACCGCUCUGCACCCAUCUACACCCAGGCGCGCUACCUGCCGCCAUCCAAGCUGCAGAGUGUGGAUAUCUCAGAGAGCGUCAUUGGCGAGGGCUGCAUCAUUGAGGACUCGCAACUACACCACUCGGUGAUUGGCCUUCGCGCCAAGAUCGGUGCCGGGUCCAUUAUCAAGGACACACUUGUCAUGGGCGCUGAUUACUACGAGACGGAGGACCAACAGGACGCACUCCUAGCCACUGGCGGCGUGCCGAUUGGCAUUGGGAAGAACGUGGUGAUUCAGAAGGCCAUCAUUGACAAGAAUGCGCGCAUCGGGGACAACGUGCAGAUUAUCAACAAGGAUCAGGUGGAGGAGGCAGCCCGGGAGACGGACGGUUACUUCAUUAAGAGCGGCAUUGUUACAGUCAUCAAGGAUGCCGUGAUUCCCCCUGGCACCGUUAUCUAG